CCGAGAGGAGGAGCGUAGUAGGCGUCAGGAUCCUCAAUUUUUCAACUUAGCAUCUUGGCAGGACAUUUUCCCAAGCAAAGCCCCCCGUCCGACGGGUAAAAAAAAAACUUCUGCACGGGCAUGAAAGCGACGGUGCAACUCAGAUAAGGAAGCAACAGAAAAACAAAACAAGACCAAAACAUCCGACGAGCAGUUGGCUGGCUGGCUGGCAGCGACCAAAAAAAAAUUCCAUCCGACAUCAUAAGCCUCUCUUUUAUUUAAUCACUUUUAAUUUGCCUUCACCAUUGUCAUAUAGAAGGGGUGACAGACAGCGGGUCUGCAGACACACGGCUCUAUGCGCUCCGACAGCAGCGCAUGAGAAAAUAAAGGGAGGAAAGUGCGCAAGUUAAGUGGCUCAUACUCUCCGGGCUCCAGCAUGGCGUAUCCUCAAGGCUACUUGUACCAGCCGUCCGCUUCUCUAGCCCUGUAUUCGUGUCCUGCGUACAGCACCAGUGUGAUAUCGGGACCCAGAACCGAGGAACUUGGGAGAUCCUCUUCGGGAUCUGCUUUUGCACCAUAUGCCGGAUCUACCGCGUUCACCAGCGCCUCGCCAGGCUACAACUCCCACUUACCCUACAGUGCUGCAGACGCGGCAGCAGCUGCCACAUUCACCUCGUACGUGAGUUCUCCCUAUGACCACACUACGGGUAUGGCCGGCUCAAUAGGAUACCACCCUUACGCAGCACCCUUGGGCACCUACCCUUAUGGUGACCCAGCAUACCGUAAAAACGCAACCCGGGACGCCACUGCCACCCUGAAGGCCUGGCUCGGUGAGCACCGCAAAAAUCCCUAUCCAACCAAGGGAGAGAAGAUCAUGCUGGCCAUCAUCACCAAAAUGACCCUCACCCAGGUGUCCACCUGGUUCGCCAACGCCAGGAGGAGGCUAAAGAAGGAGAACAAGAUGACCUGGACCCCCCGGAACCGGAGCGAGGACGAGGAGGAGGACGAGAAUAUUGAUUUGGAGAAAAACGACGACGACGAGCCAAACAAGCCCACCGACAAGGGAGACUCCACAGACACAGAAGCAGAUCAUAAACUGCUGAACCCAGGGGACAUAGGCUGUGACAGAUUUAAAGAGGAGAGCCAUGGCAAAGACACGGAUCCCCUUCUGAGCGACUCGGAGUUAAAAGACCAGGAGGAGAGGACUACAGAGCUGCUGCCGGACUCCGCAAAACCAACCACUUCGUCUCCCUCGGCGGUACCCCGGGGGAACCAGACCUUAGCGGAACAAGACAAGCCGUCAGAUUUGAGCCAUGCACCGGGUACGGUGACCAGCAAUGUGACCUCUGUCAUCCACUCGCCCCCUUCGGCCCCUAAACCCAAACUCUGGUCCCUUGCGGAGAUCGCCACGUCCUCAGACAGGUGUAAAGGCAGCGGCGAGACGCCACAGGCCUGCCCUGGUUUGGGUCAGAGCGCAGUAAUGGGCAGCAACGCGUCUCCAUCACGGUCCUCCCCUCAGUGCCCGCUCCCCAACAGCACGGUGCUAUCCAGGCCCCUGUACUACACCUCCCCUUUCUACCCCGGCUACACGAACUAUGGUGGCAGUUUUGGACAUCUUCACAGUAACCACGGCUCGGUAACCACGGGCUCCACGGCACAUUUCAAUGGAUUAAACCAGACUGUGUUAAAUAGAGCAGAGGCUUUGGUAAGAGAGAGCCAGAAAGUCAGAGGCCAAACGCAGGUAGAUCUUUGUAAAGACUCCCCUUAUGAACUAAAGAAAGGUAUGUCAAACAUUUAA
This is a messenger RNA of Perca flavescens (yellow perch), 1777 nucleotides long. RefSeq names its product iroquois homeobox 5a (gene irx5a). Gene Ontology annotation, cellular component: nucleus. Lineage: Eukaryota; Metazoa; Chordata; Actinopteri; Perciformes; Percidae. Gene Ontology annotation, biological process: neuron differentiation; cell development; regulation of transcription by RNA polymerase II. The record is from RefSeq and is a predicted model, not a curated record. The transcript is spliced from 3 exons. Gene Ontology annotation, molecular function: RNA polymerase II cis-regulatory region sequence-specific DNA binding; DNA-binding transcription factor activity, RNA polymerase II-specific. The coding region runs from base 416 to 1777 and encodes 453 amino acids.